GAAGCUUGCCCCGUUGAUGCAAUUGUUGAAGGACCUAAUUUUGAGUUUGCAACGGAAACACAUGAAGAAUUAUUAUAUAAUAAAGAAAAACUUCUUGCUAAUGAAACGCAAACCUCUCUUCCAGUGUCGGAACCAGAUCCUGCCUCACAAAUAUAUAAAGCUACUUACUCUGGUGUUCCCGUUUGGGAAUUUCGGGUUCGAAGUGUAGCUGUUAUGCGCAGAAAAACGGAUUCCUGGCUCAAUGCAACACAAAUCUUAAAAGUAGCUGAAUUCGAUAAACCACAUAGAACUAGAAUCUUGGAACGGGAAGUCCAAAAAGGUGAACAUGAAAAAGUUCAAGGAGGCUAUGGAAAAUAUCAAGGAACUUGGGUACCAUAUCAAACAGGUGUCGAUUUAGCAGAAAGAUAUCAUGUUAAAGAACUUUUACAACCGAUAAUUGAAUUUGAACCAUCUUCAGAAAGUCCUCCUCUUGCACCUAAACAUGUAACAGCUGCGUCUAAUAAACCACGUAAGCCACGUGAACCUAAAGAACCUAAAGCGAUAAAGCCUAGAAUAUCCAAAAAAGCCAAGAAAACCGAACCACAAACUGAAGAAAUAAUGUCCAUAGAUACAGAUCACGAAACUAAUGAUAUAGUUAGUAUUGCGUCCUCUAACGUGUCUAUCUCACCAAUUUCUUCGUUGUCUGCUUCCCCUGCGCCAAUAGAAUCAUCAAAUGAAAUAUCAGAUUCUGAUGGUACAACUACAGUUACAACAGUACAAAAAUCGAAAAGAAAGCGCAAACAAAAUGAUUCCGGUGGACGUGGGCAUAGAGAUUCGAAAAUGACUCCGGCUCAGUCUAAUGUUCCAGAGUAUGGAAAUCUUAUGUUAACUUAUUUUACAACUAAUGCCGAUUCCAUUCCAGAUUUCAUUUUACAUCCGCCAGCUGACUUUGAUCCAAAUAUAAUAAUUGAUCAACAAGGACAUACAUCAUUACACUGGGCUGCUGCUAUGGCGAAUUCUGAUAUGGCUGCUUUGUUAAUUAAUGCUGGAGCUGAUCCUGAUCGAGGAAAUAUACAUGGAGAAACAGCUCUUAUGAGAAGUGUCAUGUUUCCAUAUAAUUAUGAAAAUAGAAGUUUUUCUGAUAUGGUAGAACUAUUACUUAGAACUAUUGGUAAUCUUGAUAUUCAUGAUCAGACGGUUUUGCAUCAUGUAGCAAUAUACGCUACUACUAAAGGAAGAGUUAGCCCUUCUAAAUAUUAUAUGGAGGUGCUUCUUUCGCGUUUGGCACAACAUCCUAAUGAAGAAUAUAGAAGAGUUAUUAUCAAUAAACAGAAUGAUGAUGGAGACACCGCUCUUAAUAUAUCUGCCCGAUCUGCAAACAAAAGACUCGUGAAAUUAUUACUUGACGCUGGAGGAAAUCCUCAAAUUCGAAAUUUACAAGGAAAAAACGCAGAGGAUUAUAUUUUGGAAUUAGAUAAUCAACGUGUGGAUCAAAAUCAGUUUCAAAAUCAACAACUUAAUAUUGGAAUAGAUAAUCAAGGAAAUAGUGCAACUUCUAAUGCAGUAAUUGCAUCGGUAAUUCCAAAUCGAGCAGAAUUUUUGAUUCAAGAUGUUACCGAAAUAUUACAAAGGUUUAAGAGCUCCUACGAAGUUCAAAUACAAGCUAAAGACAAAGAGUUAUCAAUGAUUCAAGAACAAUUAACACCUAGUAAAGAUGAACUCGAAAAAACAAAUAAUUCUAUUGAAAUUUCAAGAGAAAAAAGUAGGGUUUUAUCAUCGCGUAAAGAACGCCUAAAUCAUCUAAUUACGCAACUGACUGAAAAAAUAGAGAAUCGGAGAAACCGAAGAUUAGAAACUCUUAAGGCAGAAGAAUUGAAAAAAAAUGUACAAGUGACGGAGACAAGUCAGGAGAAUGAAGCUAAGACGGAAAGGAGUCAACUACUUAAUCUAUUGAUUGAAUUAAAGAAAGCUCCCGACGCUAAAGUCUCCGCUUAUAAACGAGUCCUUGACGUGCUAUGUGAACGACAAGGAAAUCCACCAUCACAAUAUCCAUCAAGCGUUACAACAACAAACAUGAUGAUAGAAAGCAAUAAUACCAACUUAUAA
Molecule: messenger RNA, 2085 nt
Organism: Diversispora eburnea
Lineage: Eukaryota; Fungi; Glomeromycota; Glomeromycetes; Diversisporales; Diversisporaceae
Source: the annotation of a GenBank genome assembly